Molecule: messenger RNA, 768 nt
Organism: Ailuropoda melanoleuca (giant panda)
Lineage: Eukaryota; Metazoa; Chordata; Mammalia; Carnivora; Ursidae
Product: UPF0235 protein C15orf40-like
Cellular component (GO): cytoplasm
Source: RefSeq, a predicted model, not a curated record
AUGGGGGCAGCGCCAGCUGCAGGUGGACCUUGUGGCAGGAGCAGCCCUGAGCAGCCUUCCAUAGUUGCCGGCAGCAGAAACUUCUGUGGGCAUCUGGAGCCAGAGCCAGAGCCAGAGAAGCGUGGGCUCCACAUGGUUGUGCAAAUGACUAUUGCAAAGCGGCCCUCCAGCAAUUCCCCCAAAUUGAGAAACAUUUCCGUUGUGGCCAACAAAGUGGUGUCCUACCACGGACCCAACCUCAAGUCUGCGGACUCUACCAACCACCAGAAGGGGGCUCGCAGCACAGGCGCCGAGAUGUCCCAGAAAGCUGGUGCGACGAGCAAGGGUAAGAGCCAGAGCAGGGAGCCAGAGAGAACGCCUCCUCCCUUAGGUCCUGUGGCGGUUGAUCCUAAAGGUUGUGUCACCAUAGCCAUCCAUGCCAAACCGGGAUAAACAGACGUGACAGCGGACGAUGUGCGCAUGGCUAUCGCAUCCCCCACAACCCCACGGUUGGAAGGAGAGGCUAAUGCCGGGCUCUGUCGGUACCUUUCCAAGGCCUGGGAGCUCUGGAAGCGUGAUGUGGUUUGGGAUAAGGGUGGUAAAUCUCGUGCAAAAGUGGUGAAGCUGUUAGCAUCCAGUACCACAGAGGACAUCUUGGAGAAAUUAGAGCAGCAAGUUGAAAAAACAACAAAAAAAGCAUGUUAUGAGAGAAGUUUUUUAAUUGCUAUUCAUCGUUUAAUAGGAAAAUAUAUUUUUGUGCAUGGAAGAACGUGGAAAAAAAUAAAUUGA